Molecule: messenger RNA, 225 nt
Organism: Akanthomyces muscarius
Lineage: Eukaryota; Fungi; Ascomycota; Sordariomycetes; Hypocreales; Cordycipitaceae
Exons: 3
Coding region: 1-225 (74 amino acids)
Source: RefSeq, a predicted model, not a curated record
AUGGACUACCUCAUCUACGCUUCUCCCAAACCCAGAGAAAUUCAUUAUGACAAAGCAUUUCCACAAUCUGUCGUCAACGAUGGCAUCACAGAAGACUUGUGGGGUCGAGCCUACAAGGAACUCGCAGUGCGAGAGCCGGAUCUCGUAAACGACUACCGGCGACACAUAGAACAAACGUGGCAUUCUACUUUUCAGACUGUUGUCCAUUUUCCUGGUUUCAACUGA